Eurytemora carolleeae is the source of this 1923-nucleotide messenger RNA. Its product is annotated as F-box/WD repeat-containing protein 7. Gene Ontology annotation, molecular function: protein binding. The record is from RefSeq and is a predicted model, not a curated record. NCBI's taxonomy places the organism in Eukaryota, Metazoa, Arthropoda, Copepoda, Calanoida, Temoridae. The transcript is spliced from 15 exons. Bases 91 to 1356 code for a protein of 421 amino acids.
CAAGUGUACACCAAGUGUGCUGGUUUUAUCCAUGCAGUUGAGAAGAGACGUUUUAGCGCUGAAUACAUGAAUACAGUUUAAGUGUUGAUUAUGAGUUUAAAAAAUAACAAAUUAGAUAUACUGGGGGAACUACAGAAAAGAAAUUUAAUUAACAUUUUAGGCAAUAUACUUGAUCAACUAUCCCCGCACUGUCUUAGAUUACUUCAGUUCACUUGCUCUUUAUACAGAGAGAUAGUGAAGGAUGACCCGCGAAGUGUGCGCCGACUGGAGCUAUCUCGAAGAUGGCUGUACGGUCAACCUACUGUGCUACCUAUCUGUCAGAGACCGGGGUAUAUGGUGACUGCUCUAGCAGCUCAUCCUGGAGAUUCAAUCAUCUUCGGCCUACUGGGUGACAAUGCUACUGUAAACAUGUACAAGAAAGAUACUCUGAAAUUGACCGCUAGAUUAGAACAGUCCCGUGAAUUCCCUGCCUCUAUUCCCGCCCUGGUGUACAACGACCAGGUUGUUGUUACAUGUGUCUACGAGUCCCUGGUCCAGGGGGGACUCAACCACGUUCUCUACAUAUGGAGAAGAGAGGAUAAUUCAUUAGCUUCGACAUUCUCCCCUCACUCUCAACUCAUACGAACUGUUAAAUUAGCAAACAAUUUUAUUUUGACUGCCAGCAACGAUGGUACUAUAGUAGUGACUGAUUUGACCAACCCUUCCCAACCCACUCUUAAACACACAUUGACCGGACACAAGGAUUAUGUGAGUGGACUUGACAAUGAUGCCUCCCGUGUAGUUUCGGUAUCAGUGGAUAACAUCAUGAAGGUAACUUCUGUAUCAGUGGAUAACAUCAUGAAGGUUUGGAGUAUACCAAGCUUCAAGUGUGUUUUCUCUGUGAAUACUGAAACACCAACUUUAAAGGUUUCGAUGAGCUGGCCCCUAGCUGUGACCGGAGGAAAGACGACCUUGGUGCUCUGGAAUUUAGAGUUGCAGUUCAAGAUUAGAGAACUCAACAUGGAGUCCUUAGGCAGUCUCAGUGUUGUUUGUAUGACCUACUCAGCUGAUGCUGGUACCAGUAUUGGAUCCAGGUACAAGAAAACUUCAAGCAGCUCUUCCUGCCAGCAGCAGCACGCUGGUCAACAGACCAAGAGGAGAAAUCCGGGAAAUGUUUAUAUUGUAUCAGGCGAUAAUCAUGGUAAAAUCUCUAUCUGGGAUACCAGUAGAAUAAUUGCUGGGCACAGUGGAGUUGACCCUCAUAGACAAUUCCAGAUUGGACCGACGGCAAGCAUGAUAUCGUCCUUGGCUGUUGACGAAUACAGUAUUAUAACUGGAGACUGGGCAGGUCAGGUUCUGGUCUGGAAAUUUGUCUAAUAGCCAGUACCUUUGUAAAUGUACGCUUAGCUUUGUAAACAAUAGUGUACGCCUAUAAAUAGUACAUUUGCAAACAAUAGUGUACGCCUAUAAAUAGUACAUUUGCAAACAAUAAUGUACGCCUACAAAUAGUACAUUUGUAAACAAUGAUGUACGCCUACAAAUAGUGCAUUUGUAAACAAUAAUGUACGCCUACAAAUUGUACUUCUGUAAGUCUCAAUUCCUGCAAGUUGUACGCCAUCAAGUUUAAUGCUGGCCAAGUUUAAUUUUGUAUGUUGUACUAAUUAAACACGUCUAAAAGUUUAUUUUGUUUUGCGUACUAAAAUCUAUGCAGAUUAUAGACACAAGUAAUCAAAAUUUGUUUAAUCUUGACAUUAAUCUUUUUGACUAAAAAUUAAAAUUCCAAAAAUUAUUGUACGCUUUCUUUUACUGGACAAAAACUAAGAGAGUUUUUUAUCAAAGAAUCUAUUUGAAUUUGUAUCUUAUUCAAUCUAUUGUAUUUGUAAAUUUUGUCCUUAAUUCUGUUAUACAAUUUUAUAAUAUACAAAUAUAUAUGACACAUAUUUA